CUUCAGCGUAGGCUCAUCUAUGUCAGCGGCUGCCCUCGUGGUUUUUUAGCGGCAUUCAUUUUAGAAUUUUUCAACAUCGAAUAAGUUAAGUCCUAAGACGAAAAUUGAGUAUAAUUUUAAUCUUUUCACAGAACAUAUUUGAAUCAUGCCUUCGGAUAAGUUAGUAAAGUUUCACAAGGAGUUUAGUCAAGAGGCAGAGGAAGUAGUCACCAAGUUCUUCCCGGAGCGAGUGACGGAACUCGAUAACCUGCUCAAGUCUGGGAUGUUUGCACUUAACAAGAUCCCUAAAGUCCAAGCAGAUUCUAUUAUCCCAAUUUCACAUCCUAAUAGUGACCACAGCAAUGACAUACCACAGAAUAAGAAGCGAAAGUUGUCAAAUUCUGAACAGAUAGAAAAGAUGGCUGAGCUUGUUGCUGUUGACCUUGUUCCUUGCAAUAAGUUUGUCCAAGACAUUAUUGAAUUACUCAAGCCCAAAAUCCAAACUUUGAUGGAGAAGUGUAACUUGGUGAAAAUGUGGAUUCAACUUCUGAUACCAAGGAUUGAAGAUGGAAACAACUUUGGUGUCUCUAUACAGGAGGAGGCUUUAAGUGAAGUUCAGAGAAUCGAGGGAGAAGCAGCAACAUUUCUGGAUCAAAUUGCAAGAUACUAUGUGACACGAGGGAAAGUUGUAUCCAAAAUUGUGAAAUAUCCACAACUUCAAGAUUAUCGGCAAGCUGUAUUUGAGUUGGACGAGAAGGAGUUCAUCAGCCUCAGACUUUGCUGCUGUGAACUGAGAAAUCAUUAUCUUAUUCUCCAUGACACCAUUACCAAGAACAUGGAAAAGAUCAAGAAACCUCGCUCUAAUAACGUGGAUUCUUUGUAUUGAGCCCUCUACUUCACCUCAGACAAUUGACAGGGUUUUACUCAUAUGUAAGAUUAUGUACAAAGGCAAAUCACUGCAUGGGUUGGGGGGCGCACAAGCCCCACACAUCACUAUGGGCUGAUCUAAGAGCAAGAGAAAAAAAGGCCAGUAGUAGCUAUCUAUUUAUUGGAAGAAUAGUUAGGCUUAAUUGAUUUUUGUAUCAAUAUUUGAUUUUUAAUGUUCAAUAUCAGUGGGCUUGUCGAAAGAGGCCUUGACUAGAGGUUAUUAUUUGUAGGCCUGGAUCGUACACUUAUUCCAAAAUACGUUUUUAGAGCAAAACGCGAAUGAAAAAUGGCGCAGUUCUAAGACCAAUCGCUUUGUAUUCUUACUAUUUGUAAGAAUAAAGAUGAUAAAUAAACCUAUCGCCUGAUUUAUCUUUUUUUCUGCAUUUAGUAAAAAUAUGACCCGUAUUUUCAUAUAUUUUUUUUAUAGCCGAACUGCCAUUUGCGCUGCCAACGUACUUUGAAACAGGUGUAUAUCCAACUUUGGCUGUGGAUCUGACGUUAAGGGCGCGUUUUUUCCUAUCAUUCUGAAAUGCGAAUGGUUGAUGUCAAAAACAGUCACACAACACUGACGAGUCACGGAACACUUGUUUUUAAUAUCUAUAGCGUUGAGGUACGGUAAAACGAGCAGCAAAUUCGUACAACUUUUGUGGCAGCACUGCUGCAAAAAAAAGUUCGUAAGUGACGUUGCUUGUAUUACUACCGGCGCGCCAACUUUUGUCGCAGCAAUUUUUUUGUUGCAAGUUAAAAAAGUUUGCGGCAAAUGCUGCCACAAAAGCUGUACGAUUUUGCUGCUCGUAUUGCGGUACCUUUACGAGCUAGGCGCGAGGAUGAAGCACAGCUGCGUCACGCAAGACAGGCGUUACGCAAAUGGUCUAAGCUUGUCUGUACAUCAUCCAUUCACAAUGCUUUUUCGUUAAAGUUUGAUUAGUAUUGUUUGUGAGUUCUGGUUUCCCUGUGCCCAACAAACAAUAGAAAAAAACGGAAGGGGAGCUGGGAUAUCGGGCCGAGCCAUCACCUGUUUCUUCUUAGGAUACUGUAUACUAUGUUCUUUUCUUUGUCAGUUAUAUUUCCUUUUUUUUUUUAGAUUUUCUCGCUGGACAUUAUAUAAACUAAUGUAUUAAUCUCAACAAGUAUUUUAGAAAUAAAGCAGAAUUAUCUAUUAA
Nematostella vectensis (starlet sea anemone) is the source of this 2069-nucleotide messenger RNA. Its product is annotated as proteasome activator complex subunit 3. NCBI's taxonomy places the organism in Eukaryota, Metazoa, Cnidaria, Anthozoa, Actiniaria, Edwardsiidae. Gene Ontology annotation, molecular function: endopeptidase activator activity. Gene Ontology annotation, biological process: regulation of proteasomal protein catabolic process; positive regulation of endopeptidase activity; regulation of G1/S transition of mitotic cell cycle. Gene Ontology annotation, cellular component: cytoplasm; proteasome activator complex; nucleoplasm. The transcript has 12 exons. The record is from RefSeq and is a predicted model, not a curated record. The coding region runs from base 146 to 865 and encodes 239 amino acids.